Messenger RNA from Asparagus officinalis (garden asparagus), 1681 nucleotides. RefSeq lists its product as uncharacterized. The transcript is spliced from 3 exons. Gene Ontology annotation, molecular function: nucleic acid binding; zinc ion binding. Lineage: Eukaryota; Viridiplantae; Streptophyta; Magnoliopsida; Asparagales; Asparagaceae. The record is from RefSeq and is a predicted model, not a curated record. Bases 148 to 1284 code for a protein of 378 amino acids.
AGCGAAGCUCGAUUUUAUUUUAUUUUUAACGCCAAGAAAUUACAACAUGGUAACAAUUUACCGGACGCCGAGGCUUCCUCUUUCAUCUCUAGAGCCCUACUCUCAUACUUCCUCUCUGAAACCUAAACCUAGCGGAUCUCUACUCUAAUGGAGUUCAGAUACCGAGCUGGAGACGCGAGGAACUACUCCUCCACUACUGGCUACUUCGCUGAGCAGGCUCUUCGAGCCGGAAUCGGCACCGGGAGCUCCGGCUUCGCCCCGCCGGUGAUGACGUCAAGAGCGGAAACCCUGAUGGAGGAGCUCCGGCGGGAGCGGAUGAGAGAGGAGAUCCUUGCGAGAGAGAUCGCUCACAAUAGAAUGAUGGAGGAGGAGAUCAGGAGGGAAUUGGAGUUCGAGAGGCAAAUGGCGAUGAGAAGAUUUGGAGAAGAGGAGAGAUUGUUGCCGUUUGGGAUUGAGUCUAGGGUUGGCAUCGGAAUGGGAGAGAGAUUAGGGCCUGGAUUUAUGCCGGAGAGGGAGAGAUCGCUGUCUCGUGGGAGGGAGAAGGUUCGAGAUUGGGAUGUUUGGGAGUUUGAGAGGCCACCUGUACCGAGGAAAUCCGAGGUUGGAAAGGCGAAGCUCACGGAGCUUCUUUCGAAGACAGGAAGCUCGAGCUCAAGGAAUAAUAAUCUCUCAAAUCACCAAGUAUCUGGAGUUAAGAGAAAGGCGGCCAGUGAACUCCCUCAGCCCACUAAGAAAGAGUGGACCUGUUCACUGUGCAAAGUGACUGCCACUAGUCAGAAGAACUUGAACAAACACCUUCAAGGUAAGAAGCACAUAGCGAAUGCAGCACAACUCACUAACAGCAAAUCAACAUCCAAUAAAUCAAGCACCUCUUCAAUGAAAAAGGAGGGUGAUGCUGACUUGCCCCUCAACCUAGAAGACAGCAUUUCAGAUGAGAAAGCUGCGGAGAAAAUGAACACAGAAGGGAAAAAGAAGCAGCAUAGUAGGCCAAAAGUCCUGCGAUGUGAUAUAUGCAGAGUGCAAUGCAAUACCCCGGCUAUGUUAGAUUGUCAUCUCAAGGGGAAGAAGCACAUGGCUCAGCUGAAUUCCAGGAAAGGUGAUGAUGUGGUUGGUGCCGGCGCUACUGAAGUGGUGAAGGAAGUAACAGUGCAGCAGAAACGAGAAAAGGAGGCACAGGAAGAAGGUAACGCUGAAGCAACAAAUCUGAAGAAGGUGAAAACAGAGGUUAAGGCAGAAGAUGAUGCAGAAGAAAAUGGUGAGGAAGCAUUUCCAAAGGAAAUUUGAUGUGAUGUCCUAUAAUACCUUCGCUGAUAUGGUCUUAGAAUUAGGUUGAAUGUCUUUUCUCGAGACAGAUUACGUUUGAUCUUGUACGAUUUUAGCACCUGCAUUCGAUCUUGCGACUUGUGUGCCCCUUGCGGUUAAAGAUUAUUAAGCAUCAGAGUGGCAUGUGGUUGCUCUGUUUAUGUUGUAAUUGUAGCUGUCCAAAGUCGAUGACUUAGUAGCCCUAUCUUUAUUUUCGUGGUGCGCAUGGUUUUCAGUGCAUUGUACAAAAUUGUUGGCAAGUAUAUAAUCUUGUAUUUAACUGGUGGUAGAACUGAAGUCUUCUUGAGUUUGUGGAAACUUGGCAACAAUAAUGCUAGAUGUAUGUGAAUGAGUAAAUGUAAUUUCUAUGCUUCAAUGA